Eimeria mitis is the source of this 258-nucleotide messenger RNA. Its product is annotated as 26S protease regulatory subunit 7, related. NCBI's taxonomy places the organism in Eukaryota, Apicomplexa, Conoidasida, Eucoccidiorida, Eimeriidae. The record is from RefSeq and is a predicted model, not a curated record. The transcript has 3 exons. Gene Ontology annotation, molecular function: proteasome-activating activity. Gene Ontology annotation, biological process: proteasome-mediated ubiquitin-dependent protein catabolic process. The coding region runs from base 1 to 258 and encodes 85 amino acids. Gene Ontology annotation, cellular component: proteasome regulatory particle, base subcomplex.
AUGGGUCGCACUCACAUCCUGCGUAUUCACGCGAAGACAUUGAGCGUGGAGCGAAACAUUCGUUACGAGCUGCUGGCGCGGCUCUGCCCCAACAGCACCGGCGCGGACCUCCGCUCUGUGUGCACAGAAGCAGGCAUUCUCGCUAUCAGAGCAAGAAAAAAAAGCAUAUCAGAGAAAGAUUUCAUCGAAGCGAUAAACCGCGUCAUAAAGAGCUACAAAAGAUUCAGCGCCACCGCCAAGUAUAUGGUUUACAACUAA